Molecule: messenger RNA, 3760 nt
Organism: Trichogramma pretiosum
Lineage: Eukaryota; Metazoa; Arthropoda; Insecta; Hymenoptera; Trichogrammatidae
Product: serine/threonine-protein phosphatase 6 regulatory ankyrin repeat subunit A-like
Exons: 2
Coding region: 104-3748 (1214 amino acids)
Molecular function (GO): protein binding
Source: RefSeq, a predicted model, not a curated record
CAAAUAAGCGUGGCUAAAUCAGAGUUUUCCACAGUAUUAGAAACGGCUCAGUGCUAAUAAUUCAUUAAAGUAUUUCUGCUAAAAAAAACGAAAGUAGUGCACAAUGUCUCGAUCCAAUGAUAGAAAAAAAAAAUUCUUACGCGAAGCCGUUAGAUCAAGAGAUUUAAGUUGGGUUAAAGCAUUAUUGCAAAAUCGUGUUGAUCCGAAUACGGUUAUUGAGGAUGGCCAGGCAGCUCUUCAUUAUAUCUGUUAUCAAGAUGAGUUGACGAUGAUUCACUUGAAAAUGAUUCGAAGUUUUAUCCAGUAUGGAGCCGACGUUGAUAUCCAAAAUAUGUUAGGUGACAGUCCUAUAAUUACCUUAUAUCGUCAAGCGGAAGAUUGCCAAUUUCGCUUGCAAGUUUAUGAGUUACUACUAAGAGAGGGAGCCGACGUUACAUGUGUUGACAGAGUUGGUAACACAGUAUUACACUGGAUCGUUCGCAAAAAGAAGAAUCGAAGUAUUGUAGAAACAGUGGAAUUGUCGUUGGAAUCUGGAUUAGAUGUAAAUAUCCAAAAUACAAUGGGUCAGUCUGCACUUCAUGUUGCGAUAAAAUACAAUUCGCGAAAUUUAGAAAUCGUUGAACUACUUUUGAGAAAUGGCGCCGACCCAAGUGCAGUUGAUAAUGAUGGCUGGACAGCUCUGAAUAUCAUUUGUGCACACUCUAAGUUGGAAAAAGUCCAUUUGAAAAUGAUUAAACGUCUUAUCGAACACGGAGCUGAUGUUAAUAUUCCAGAUAAAAGAGGCCACAGUCCUAUAAUGACCUUAUAUAAUGGUGCGAACAAUUUCAAGUUACGCUUAGACAUUUUUAAGUUACUGCUGGAAGCCGGAGCCGAUGUAACAUUUGUCGACAAUGCUGGUGAUACAAUAUUACACUUGAUCCUUUGCAAUAACGAGAAUCCAAAUAUUGUAGAAGCAAUAAAAUUGUCGUUGGAAUAUGGAUUAGAUGUAAAUAUCCAAAAUGAAAAAGGUCAGUCUGCACUUCAUCUUGCGUCAUUGCACUGUGAAUGUAUAAAAGUAGUUAAACUACUUUUGAAAAAUGGAGCUGACCCUAAUGUAGUUGAUAAUGAUGGCUGGACAGCUCUGAAUUACAUCUGUGCAAAACGCACUUUGAAAGUUGUUCAUUUAAAAAUGAUUCAGCUUCUUAUCCAAUACACAGCAGACGUUAAUAUCCAAAAUGUGUUUGGCGACAGUCCUAUAAUGUCCUUAUAUAUUUGGGAAGAUUUACGCUUUACGCGUAAUUUACGCUUCAAAGUUUUUAGCUUAUUACUGGAAGCCGGAGCCGAUGUAACGUAUCUCAACGAAGGGGGAAAUACAAUGUUCCACAUUAUCCUUUACAAUCCAGAACAUCGAAGUGUUACGAAAGAAAUGGAAGUGUUGUUAAAAAGUCGAGUUAAUGUACACACUCAGAAUAAAAAAGGUUAUUCUGCACUUCAUUUUGCGGCAUUUUUCUCUGAACCUCUAGAAGUAUUUGAACAACUUUUGAAAAAUCGUGCCGAUCCAAAUGCGGUUGAUGAAAAUGGCCAGACAGCUCUUCAUUAUAUCUGUUAUCAAGAUAAGUUGACGAUGACCCAUUUUAAAAUUAUUGAACUUCUUAUCGAAUACAGAGCUGAUGUUAAUAUUGCGAAUAACGACGGUGAAAGACCUAUAAUGGCCUUAUAUUAUAAUGGCGCGAAAGAUUUCAAGAUACGCUUGGACGUUUUUAAGUUACUACUGAAAGUCGGAGCUGACGUUACACAUGUCAAUCUCGAGGGUGACACAAUAUUAAACUAUAUACUUUACAAUGGAAAGGAUCCAAAUAUUGUCGAAGCAGUGGAAUUGUCGUUGAAUCAUGGAUGUGCUGUAAAUAUCAAAAAUAAACUUGGUCAAUCUGCACUUCAUUUUGCGGUAACAUUUUCUCAAAGUCUAGAAGUAAUUAAACUACUUUUGGAAAGAGAUGCCAACCCAAAUACGGUUGACAACAACGACAGGACAGCUAUGAAUUACAUUUGCCUUGAACCUGGCAUGAAAAAGGUGAACUACAAAAUGAUUAAAACUCUUAUCGAAAACGACGCCAAUGUGAAUAUCCACGAUAAUUUCGGUCACAGUCCUAUAACAAAUUUGUUUGCGCUUGGUGAUUGUUUGGUUAGCGAAUUAAGAUUAUGUCUGAAAGCUUUUCGAUUGCUAUUACAAAAAGGGGCCGUUUGCCAACGUUCACAAGUAUUUGGCAGAUAUGUAUCGUAUAAUUUCGACGAAGCUGAUCCGUUAGGUGAUACCUCAGAUGUUGUAAAAGAAGUUCAAUAUCUGUUAAAAACUGGAAUGAAUGUGAAUAAACGAGAUAAAAAAGGUCGUUCUCCACUACAUAAAGCGAUUUGUGAGUUAAGAAUCGAACAUGUUCAAUUCUUAUUCAGGAAUGGAGCCGAUCCAAAUAUAGUUGAUGCCUACGGCAACAUACCCUUGAAUUAUACUUUUAAACGUUUUGAACAUGCAGACAUGACAUCCCAAUUUAAGAUAUUUUUGAGGAUACUGGAACUCAAUAUCAAAUUCAAUGCAAAUCUUUCUCACAUUGGUAGUAAUGGCAAAACCGUAUUGCACUUACUGAUCAUAAAAGUAAGUAAAUUUUUUUUAAGACCUGAUAAGAAACAUGAGUUGGCAAAGGUCUCGAAGUACGUGCUACAGUAUAUUAAAAUACUUUUAAAACAUGGAUUGAAUGUCAAUAUCAAAGAUCGAGAAGGAUUUACUCCGCUAAAUGAGGCGGUGUCGCACUGUAAUUACCGCAUAGCUCAAUUUCUUGUGAAACGUGGAGCUGACGUUAAUACUGUCAAUUUCAAGGGUGGAUUUUUGGAAAAUAAGGUGUUCCCAUCCUUAAACCUAGUGACAACUUUAAACCUUCUAGAUAUUAUCGAACUUUUGCAGGGCAAAAAGUUCGAAAUCAAAUCCGAACAGUAUUUAACACUAUUUAAAUAUUUGACGUUAUAUGAAAAUUUCCAAAUUAAGGACAGACGAUAUUCAGAACUCUUAGAUGUGUGGGCUACCACUGAUCCUUCCACGGCACAACGUUUCUUCUAUGAUAUUUAUCAAUUAGGUUCUGGAUCUGAUAUUAGAAAAUUUGUUGAAACGCUAAUUCACACAAUAAAUGGUAGUCCAACACUCAACGACUUCUACAAGAAAAACGUUAAAAAAUGUUUAUAUGCUAAUAUUCAAACAUAUCUACACCUGACAAAAGAUGGACCUAUGUACGUGGAUAGCGAAACAAAGAACUAUUUGCAAGAGAAAUUGGAUACACUUGUUUCGGAUUUCUGGCAACCAGAAACUGAUGAACGAUAUAAAAAAAGUAGGGAUGAAUUACACCAAACAUUAAGAAUAAAACUUGAUUUAGCUAAAACAAUGAUGAUAGGAAAUUCUGAGAUUUCAAUUCUGGAUCUUUGUACUUUUGGUCCAGAUAAAACGUACAGCUUAUUGAAAAAUUGUGGUGAUUAUGAAUCAGUAAUAUACUCAGAUACUUUUAGCCAAACAUUGAAUAAUAACAUUGGAGGAUUUAUAAUGGGAUACAUUAUUAAAGCUUUAGUAAGGAGAUUAAUACUAAAAAGUAUUGACCGGUUGAAACUAACCCAAUUACCCAUUAUAUGUUUUGAAAAAAUCAUGGAGUGUUUAGAUACUACAGAUCUAGUUUCUGUAUAUAAGGCAACGGAAUUGCAAACCCAAAAUAAUUGUAAUCAACAAUCAAAAUGAAAAUAUUGAAUU